This is a messenger RNA of Colossoma macropomum (tambaqui), 1231 nucleotides long. It is a transcript of the gene mdfic2, whose product is annotated as MyoD family inhibitor domain containing 2. The record is from RefSeq and is a predicted model, not a curated record. NCBI's taxonomy places the organism in Eukaryota, Metazoa, Chordata, Actinopteri, Characiformes, Serrasalmidae.
CCGAAUCAGUUCUUGGUCCAAAGCUCACUAGCAAGUUGGCACCAUUUAUUAUCGCUAGACUUUUAAAUCAGAGUUUUUUUUCAAAGGGAUCAUUAUAUUUAUCUGUCUCUUCCCGCGUGAGCUUGCAGUAGCCUCAGUGCUAGCGUCUCUACGGGGAGCCGUUACAGCCCGUCAUGAAGAAAUGGCUGGAAAAAAGUCCAGGCGUGAUGAGGAGGUAAAGGAGCCUGUCUUGACUGAGACUGAGGAGAGAGCCUCCCUGGCUGGAGAUGGUUUGCCAGCUGAGAAAGUGAUGGCCACGGCUCCAGAGAGAACUCUGCACAGGCUGAGCCCCAUUUCUGAACUCGACUCAGGAGAAAACAAAGAAGAUGGGGGAUCUGCUGGGUCCUCCUAUUCCUUCUGCUCUGUGACAGACUCGUCUUCUACAAACUCCUUUCCUGACUCUCAGGAUGCUGAAGAUGCCUGUGCGGGGAUUGUUCUCAACUGCCUCUUCUGCCGGUUCUACGAUCUCUGCGUCAUGCUGCCGGAAACAUGCGAGAGAGCUGCUUAUCACAUCUGUCCUUCGUACAAGUAUUUUUCGGCGCCCUUAGAGCCGGUGCACAGCAGCGACUGGAACUGCCACUGUGACUUCGACUGUGGCCUGUUUGACGCCUGCCAUGAAACAAGCGAGUGCCUGGAGCUGGCCAUGGAGAUUUCAGAGAUUUUAUCUGGGCCAUCUGAGAGGGUGUGUCAGUUCCGUGCACAAUCAAAGCCGAAACCCCCUCUCAACUUUGCUUGGUCUUUGGGGAACGGCAACCAGCGGUUAGCAAAGACUUCUCAUCCGUUGCCGCUGCUCCGACUGUCCUACCACUUAAACAGGCCGGAGCGAGGCUCCAAAGUUCAUUUUCCUCCUCCCGGGUCAAGAGACUCCUGCCCUCUCCCAGGUGUUGUCCUGCAAGGGGUCCGGAUCUGCCCCCCCCCUCAGGUGGGGCAACGGAAAAGGGUGGGGUUGACGUGGCAGGGGAGGGCACAUAUGGCAGGAAAUGAUGGAGUGCGAUACACUAUCUGUACGCCCCUACCCCCUGCGGAGGUGAGGAAAUUAAAGAGGCGCGCAGCAGGAGGAGGGGAGGAGAGGAUGGAGCACUCGGUGGUAAAAGGUCCUGAGAGCUCGUCUGGGGCUCGGACAUCUAGAGGCCCCUUAAGGGUCCCGGAGCCACCGGGACGGUCCGGGGGUGCUUUUAGUGUCCGUCCCUGA